Messenger RNA from Lepisosteus oculatus (spotted gar), 2416 nucleotides. It is a transcript of the gene oxct1a, whose product is annotated as 3-oxoacid CoA transferase 1a. Gene Ontology annotation, cellular component: mitochondrion. Gene Ontology annotation, biological process: ketone body catabolic process. NCBI's taxonomy places the organism in Eukaryota, Metazoa, Chordata, Actinopteri, Semionotiformes, Lepisosteidae. Gene Ontology annotation, molecular function: succinyl-CoA:3-oxo-acid CoA-transferase activity. The record is from RefSeq and is a predicted model, not a curated record.
UCAUCUGCUACUAAGAGCUGAUCACGAUUCACGCACCAGCUCAACACAUCAAUAGCAAAAUUGAAAAUCGGCACACUUGCAAAGAUGGCGGCUUUCAAAGCGUUAUUUAGAGCGGAAAAAGUAUUCUACAAAAAUUUGUUAGCAGUCUCCAAUACUAACCUUAGGGCAGCCACGAAUGCACUGAGCAAGAGCUGUGGCUGCUAUUUUUCAACAUCCAGCAGUAGGAAAGCAAAAUUCUAUGAAGAUGCAACAGAAGCAAUUAAAGAUAUUCCAAAUGGGGCCACAGUGCUUGUUGGAGGAUUUGGUUUGUGUGGCAUCCCAGAGAGCUUAAUAAAAGGUUUACUGAAGACUGGAGUAAAAGGCCUGACAGCUGUCAGUAACAAUGCUGGGGUUGAUAACUUUGGGCUUGGAUUGCUCCUUCAGACCAAGCAGAUAAAGCGCAUGAUUUCGUCCUAUGUGGGAGAGAACGUAGAAUUUGAACGGCAGUACCUGUCUGGAGAAUUGGAGGUGGAGCUCACACCUCAGGGCACGCUGGCAGAGCGGAUUCGUGCUGGCGGGGCAGGGGUGCCAGCCUUCUUCACUGCCACAGGCUACGGCACCCUCAUCCAAGAAGGAGGCUCUCCCAUUAAGUAUAACAAGGACGGCACCAUAGCCAUUGCUAGUGAGAAAAGAGAGGUUCGUGAGUUCAAUGGAAGGCACUACGUGAUGGAGAAGGCAAUCACUGGGGAUUUUGCACUAGUUAAGGCCUGGAAAGCAGACCGAGCUGGAAACAUAGUGUUCAGGAAAACAGCAAGAAACUUUAACCAGCCCAUGUGCAAGGCAGCCAAAGUCACAGUCGUAGAGGUUGAAGAGAUUGUUGAUGUUGGAGCUUUUGCAGCGGAGGAUGUUCAUGUCCCCAGUAUUUAUGUCAACAGGAUUGUAAAGGGAAAAAAUUACGAGAAGAGAAUAGAAAAACGGACAGUUCGGAAGGAACAAGCAGAAACUCCCAAACCAAAAAAGGAGUCUGACCUUGUGAGGGAAAGGAUUAUUCGCAGGGCAGCACUGGAGUUUGAAGAUGGCAUGUAUGCUAAUCUGGGAAUUGGCAUUCCUAUGCUGGCCAGUAAUUUCAUCAAACCUGAGAUAACAGUCCACUUGCAGAGUGAGAAUGGCAUUCUGGGAUUGGGUCCCUACCCAACUGAAUCAGAGGUAGACGCGGAUUUGAUCAACGCUGGUAAAGAAACUGUCACUGUGCUUUCGGGAGCCUCCUACUUCUCCAGUGAUGAAUCAUUUGCCAUGAUUAGAGGGGGCCACAUCAACCUGACCAUGCUGGGAGCAAUGCAAGUUUCUAGGUAUGGGGAUCUGGCAAACUGGAUGAUACCUGGUAAGAUGGUGAAGGGAAUGGGAGGUGCAAUGGACUUGGUCGCCAGCGCCGGAACCAAAGUGGUCGUCACUAUGGAGCACUCAGCCAAGGGUGGUGGACAUAAAAUCUUGGAGAAGUGCAAUUUGCCACUAACUGGAAAACAGUGUGUGGAUCGGAUCAUCACGGAAAAGGCUGUCUUCGAUGUGGAGAAAGAGAAAGGACUCACCCUCAUCGAGAUUUGGGAAGGACUGACAGUGGAUGACAUCAAGAAAUGCACAGGCACAGAUUUUGCAGUAUCUCCACACCUACAACCAAUGCAACAAAUUUGAAAUUCUGCGAUAUGCUAGAGAGCAUAUCAUUUGAAUGCCAUAAUCAUUCAUAUAUAUACAGUAUAAAACAACAGCCUCAAACUAAAAGGAAUUCAGAUGUUUUAGGCUUCAGGUACUGUUAAAGUGAUCCACCAUUUUGUGAAUUUUGGGGGGGGGGGAUUUGAAGGAAUGUCUUGAAAUUUGAAGGGUACUGCUUUUUAAGUGUAUAAUUUUGAAAUUAACAUCAGUGUCAAACCAUUCAGCUCAUUAAGUGUCCUUCUCAAAAAAAGGGCCCCAUUCCUUUGAUGAAAUAAAUUUUUCUGCACUAUCUUCUAUCUGCACUAUCUUCAAUAUCCUUGUCAAAACAGUGUAAGGGCUUGUUUUUAAAAUAACCGAACAGAAGGCUAAUGUCAAUGCAAACAUUUUUAUAUCAUCAGUACAAAUAUUUACGAUAAUAAGUACGGCCUUGCUCGUUUGUUAUUUAAUGCUUUUCAGCUCUUAUGUUUUUGUACAAAACAAUAAAGAUAAACCCUGUUGUCAAAAAAUAUUUGUCUUUUGAAUUAAACCCAGGUUUUGAAAAGAUGUGGAGUCACAUUUUUUUCCAUUAAUCAAAAAGUAAAAUGAAAAUUUGCUUCAUCCUCUGUCACAUGGAUUGUACUCUAAAUGUAUUCAUACCAUUGGUUCAAUGUAACCGAAAGAUGGUUUUACCAAAUAAAAAGUUGUAUAAAUUCACAAGUUGUUGCAUGAAUAAAUGUAAAAAUGAAACAAU